Molecule: messenger RNA, 2666 nt
Organism: Planococcus citri (citrus mealybug)
Lineage: Eukaryota; Metazoa; Arthropoda; Insecta; Hemiptera; Pseudococcidae
Gene: OstDelta
Product: oligosaccharide transferase delta subunit
Exons: 13
Coding region: 161-2107 (648 amino acids)
Biological process (GO): protein N-linked glycosylation
Cellular component (GO): oligosaccharyltransferase complex; membrane
Source: RefSeq, a predicted model, not a curated record
GUGAUAUGCUUACGUUUCCCUACGAAACAAAAAUUCUGAAAUCUGCGUGGAAAAAGUUCAACUUACCGGUGCAAUUAUGAUUGGAUAAGUAAUUUUCUAAUUAAUCACUCGGUUUUAAAAAUUGUGUCUCCAUUGAAUGAAUGAGUAACGAGGAUUCAAAAUGUUGAAAAUCUGCCUUUUAUUUUUAAUAAGUGUCAUAGGGUCUGUGAUCUCUAACCAGCAUCCUGAUUUCACUUUACCGGCGUUUAUUUCACCUAGCGAUAGACUGAAACUGAAGCAUGUUUUCGAGAAUGCCUGGAAAUUUGAAGAUCUAGGAGAACUCCAUUAUGCCAUCGCGAGUUACAGGGUUUUCAACGAUGAACUACCCGUACAGCAAAAAGAUAUAUGCGAUUUUGUAAAAAAAGAAGCUUCUAAAUCUAGUUCACUGGAGACGCUUUAUCAUGCGACCUCUAUCAUUAAAGAAGUUCCUGCUUGUUCCUCUAAUCAAUUUACCAACGACGUUGGCACUAAAGUUCUGCAGGCCUCUCAAAAAGAUAACGUUUUUAUGGAAGAAUUGUAUUACAUUGUCUCCAUUCUGACCAAUUUGAAAUCUAAUCCUACUGAUGUGUCUUUUAUUACCAAAUCGUUGAAAAGUAUUCUUAAAUCGAAUGAAACCGUAUUCAAUUUAGGCUAUGCUCUGCAUAUCAGCACCAUUUUACCUAAGAAGGAAAUGGAAACGUUGUUCGAUAAAAUUGAUAGCAUUAUUUCGCAAGCCGACGAAGUCGAUGGUCGAUAUUAUCAGUUCGAAGGCGGCCUAACUGUGACCGCUUUGAUUAUUGAUGGAAUCUAUAAAUUAAGCGAAAACCUGAAGAAAACUCCUCCGUUAACUAAUGUCCAAUCAACGAAAUUCGUAAAUUAUCUAACUUCCCGCACAACUUCAUCUCGUCCAAAAGGAGUGUAUAGGUUACUUCAAGUUCUGAAAACAUUAUCCGAUAAUAGUUUCCAUACUUUCGUGUCCGUUGGUCCAUUCGCUGAACCGGAAUUGAGUAAAUCUCAAUCAACGAUUGCUAUUCGAGUAUCAGACAUUUUUGGAAAUCCGGUAUCAAAGUCUGACGCGAGUUCUCUGACUGUUUCCUUAGUUUCCAUUUUCAAAGAAAGCACUUCGAACACAGUUAACGCGAAUAAAUUGUUCACAUCGUCUUCUGAAAAGACCAAGUAUACUUUGGAUAGUAGUGAUUUAAAUCUUAGCCCAGAUUACUAUAAAUUCACUGUUUCUGUCGCGCCUUCCAAAGGAAAUAAGGGAUCGGUGAUUCUUCUUAAUAAUGUUGUUGAAUUUAAAUUGGUUACCAAAAUAGAAAUUGAAAAUUUCCAAAUUGGAAUUCUUAACACAGAGGAUUCGUCAUCUCCCUCAUUGAACAAAUUGGAAUAUCCUAAAAAAUCAGAAUCAUUGGUCGUCGAUUCACACCAAAGAUUAGUAAUUAAAUUCACUGUCAAGGAUUCUGAUUAUGGAAAACUAUCCAAAAUACAGCAGGCAGUUGUUAAACUAAUCAACAAAAAAACCAAACUUGAGGCCACCGUUGUUUUCCAUUCAGAUUCAAAUCGUAAUUUCAAGCUCAACUUGGAUCCAUCUAGUGUCGGUGACGUCUUGAAUUUCAUCUCUGAUGAUUAUGAAGUAGUUGUAAUUAUCGCUGAUUCGUUGAUUUCGUCAUCUAUUAAAUGGAGUGUGGCAGAUGUAAAGCUUCGAUUUGCUCAAGACGGAAUUCCUGAAAAGAACCUGGACGUCAUCAAUUAUUAUUUACCUAAACCAGAAAUCAAACAUUUGUUCAGAGAACCAGAAAAACGACCUCCCGCUGUAGUUUCCAAUGUUUUUACUGCAUUUGUUUUGGCUCCUCUAUUUAUCCUUCUCAUUCUGUGGGCAAAACUUGGUGUGAAUUUGAAAAACUUCCCAUUCACUUUGAGUUCGAUCACUUUCCAUCUCGGAUUAGGAGGUAUUUUUGCCCUGUUCGGAGUUUUCUGGCUGCAAUUAAACAUGUUCCAAACUAUUAAAUAUUUAUUAAUGUUGGGAGCCGUAACAUUCUUGAGUGGUAAUAAAAUGCUGUCUGCGAUCGCUAGCAAGUCGAAGAAGUAAAAGUUUGAAUUUUGAAUUGAAAAUCGUCUGUCAAAUGACUAAUAAGUCAUCUUGUGUAAUUUUUUCAAGCGGUAAUUUUCCUCAUUCAUGGACGAAUGUAAUUACCGUAGAAAGUAUUCAUUGAUUCUGAAUACUUUCUCACGAAGUUAUUUAUUAAUUUUAAUUAUUUUUGAUUCGUUUUUAUUUCGUUAUUAUGUAUUGAUCUUUAUAAAUGCAUUUAAAAAGAGACAAAUUAUAUCACUUAUUCGAGAUUAAUUUCGCUAUCAGAUUUACCUGCGCGCUGUGGGUAUAGCUUGUUGGAACGGGAAAUUUUUCAAUGUGUACCGAUUUAUAUUUAGCGUUUUGUACUUAUGUUGUAUAUUUGGUGAUAUAUUUGUUAAUUUAUAAGGUCAGCUGUAAUUUCUGUAAAUUAAUUUCACUUUCGAACAAUCGAAAAAAUUUAUAUAAUUUUUUGUUAGUCUUUGUUUUUGUAUUUUAUAAGCACAUUAGGUGAUCGUGAUCUCGCUAAUUGUCUUAUGUCAAAUGGAAAAUUUAAUAAAAAUUCAUCCGUUUGUUUCUA